AUUAAACAAAAAAUCGCGAGUUGUAAUCAAAACAAGCGUGCUCAUGCUUCUCGCGUUCCAAUCGACGGAAUCAGAACCGCAGAUUUUAUAUUUUAUUCUGUGCCCACGAUGUACCCCGACCCGGAUGAUUACGCCAGUUUGGAAGGAGACCAGGAUGAGGACUUCGACCUGCAGCAGGAAAUCGCCCGCAGUGCCUUCGCCGAUAUGUGCCACGAUUGGGAACGCAACCAAAAGUACGAUCGUGCCCUGCAAUUAACGGUGGACCGGUUGCACGGCGAGGGUAAGGAAGUGCAUGUACUGGACAUUGGAACGGGGAGCGGUCUGCUGUCGAUGAUGGCCGUUCGUGCCGGAGCGGAUAGUGUGACGGCGUGUGAGGCAUUCCGCCCGAUGGCCGACUGUGCCGAGAGGGUGAUCGCUGCCAACGGGAUGGGCGAGAGGAUCCGACUAGUGAAGAAGAAAUCCACCGAGAUGGAGGUGGGGCCUGGAAGAGAUAUGGAGCGGAAAGCGAACGUCCUCGUGACGGAACUAUUCGAUACGGAGCUGAUCGGGGAAGGAGCUAUUGCUACGUACAGGCAUGCGUUAGAACAUCUGCUGGAGGAAGGUUGCCGUGUGAUUCCGGAUAAAGCCACCGUUUAUGCACAGAUAGUGGAGUGUCCGUUGGCCAUGAGCUGGCAGACGCCGAAACUCGUGAGUAAUUCGGAUGGGGAUGUGCUACUGCGAAUUCCAGAAGAAAUUGUCAACUGUCGAGGGUCAUCGGCCGUUUUCGAUGUACAGCUUAGUCAACUGCCAGUGGGGUGCUUUAACGCAUUGUCGGAACCGGUUCCGGUGUUCGAGUUCGAUUGGUCACGAAGGGAAAAUCUCGAAUUCAAACGACACUCCAGAAACCUGGUUAAUAUCGGAAAUUCAGGUAUACCGCAGGCAGUUUUCAUGUGGUGGGAUCUGCGAAUGGACCUUGAAGGAACCGUUCUGCUGUCCUGCGCUCCUUUUUGGGCUCAUCCAGAUUUCGAGGAACUGAAAUCUCAAACACGGAAACAGCCUUUUCCGGAAUCGAAUUUAAUACCCUGGCGAGACCAUUGGAUGCAAGCCAUCUAUUUUCUACCUCACUCGAAAACCCCUCUCGCCAAAGGUCAAGAAGUGGCAUUGGAUGCUUAUCACGACGAAUUUUCGUGGUGGUUCGGUUUGAACAAUUCCGAAUUGCACACUGGGCACUGUUCCUGCGGGAUUCACAUAGCUUAUUCGCGCUCUCGGAUAGGACAACUGAACGAUGGUCCACGGAAUAAGCGAAUACUGAACUAUAUGGAGGAAUUACUGGACCGGAAUUCCGUUGUUCUAGUGCUCGGAGAAGGAUCCCUUCUGGGACUGUCUUUAGCAGCCUUGGGUGCAAAGAAAGUCAUCCUCGUGGAACCGAAUCAGAUUUCCAGACAAUGCAUGGAGCGGUUUGUCGUAUAUAAUAAGAUAGAAGCCGUAGAAAUUCGAUCCAGCUUAGACGAACUAACGCCGGAAGAAACUUCCGAACUAUCCCACAUAUUCGGGGAACCAUUCUUCCGAUCCGCAAUUUUGCCCUGGGACAAUGCCAAUCAAUUCGUCGAGGAGUUGGACUGGGUGAAAACACGCCUUAAGCACGAGGUAACUGUUAUUCCGCAAAGCUUCAGCAUAUAUGGUGUUCCGGUCGAGUUUCUGGAUCUGCAGAAAAUUAGCGCUCCCUUGGGCACUUGUGAAGGUUUCGAUCUGAGCUUGAUGGAUGAAAUGAUUGAGGAACAUUCCAAGGUAGCUGAUUCCCCUGUAGAGGCUCAGCCGCUGUGGGAGUACCCAUGCUUCCCCUUGGGACCUCAAUGCAUGUUAAUUACUAUCAAUGUAACGGAGGGUGGGUCCCAAAAUCAACUGGAACAAGGCCAAAUCACUUUGACUCGGAAUCAUGUGAUCGAAGAAUGUAACGGCGUCGCCCUGUGGGCAGAGUGGCACAUGGUCAAUAAUGCCAGCCCAAAGAAUACCAUCAGCACGGGUCCACUAUCGGCCAUCGAUGAAAUAGCGAACAUUCCAGUCCGGUGGAACACGAACUGGAGACAAGGAGUCCAUCUGCUGAGGAAGCCACUCGACAAGACCGCGACGUCCCUCAACUGGACUGCCAAGUAUAACGCUCAGCUUAAGAUGUGCUUUUUCAGAUUCGAUUAGGUUUAUUGUAUCUGUCAUUCAUUGUAGGGGAAAUUACCUAUUCUCGGCCGAUUUGUUCUCUUCGUCUUUGGGUUUUUUUUUGAAACCUAUUGAACUCAGAAUUGGUCUCAAACCCUUCCCAACUAAGCUGAAUUAUAUGGCCAAGUUUCAGGCAAUUUGGCUGACAAAAACCCCUCAUGACGAAGAGAACAAACCUGCCGAUAAUACCCAUCGUCACCCUAUGUAAAUAUUCGUUGAUAUAAAAAUAAUAUAGAGCCAACAGGUUGGUCACAAAUACA
Aedes albopictus (Asian tiger mosquito) is the source of this 2450-nucleotide messenger RNA. It is a transcript of the gene Art7, whose product is annotated as protein arginine N-methyltransferase 7. The transcript has 2 exons. Gene Ontology annotation, molecular function: protein-arginine omega-N monomethyltransferase activity. The record is from RefSeq and is a predicted model, not a curated record. Gene Ontology annotation, biological process: peptidyl-arginine methylation. Bases 109 to 2172 code for a protein of 687 amino acids. Lineage: Eukaryota; Metazoa; Arthropoda; Insecta; Diptera; Culicidae.